AUGUUAGCAAAUUAAGAAUUUAGUUGCAGAAUUCCACAUCACAAAGUUAUCAAUAAAAAGAUCGUCUAUGUAGUCAUAUUCGUAUCUCAUUCAUACUGUUCAGCAAAAGUUCAGCAUCUCAGAUAUUCGGAUGCUGAAAAACUACACAACAAAAUUGAUAAGUAACUAUAACAAUUACGACAAUCCGUCAACUUACCCUCCUUCCCUGGGAAGAAAUUGUUUGGUAGUCACAAUGACUCGGAAUCUGGCAUCUUAAGACGUGUAAAAUUGAUGGUCAUUUCAUUAUUAGAGAUCUGAUCUCCAAGAUUAUUUCAAUCAACUAUUAAAGAUUGACAAACUGUAUUCUCUCCCUUGCUUGAAACAAUUACUACCCGACAUCAACGAUGACAAAAGUGAUCUCGUUUAAUAUUUGGAAGACAGGUGCUAUUUCAUUACUAACUCCUAGACCACUAUAAUAGUAUAAUUUCAUUAUCGAUUCAUAUCAACAAUUGGAUAUGUUCGUCUUGUACUUCGUGUAAGUCAUUGACAACUUCAACAAAUCCAAAUGGAGAUUCAAAACCAGAUAUUCCGAUCUAAGAGACAUCCAUCAGGCACUCAAAGAAUAAACCAAAAUAGUACUACCUGAAUUUCCCAAAAGAAAAAUAUUUGGCAUCACCAAUGACGAUCCUCAAGAAAUUGAAACUAGAAAGUGCAAUUUAUAGGCCUACCUAAAUUCACUCUAUGCGUAUUGAAUUACCUUUAAAUAGAGUAACCCAGAACUAAUGAAUUCAGAGAUCUUGGAUUAUUUCAUCCAAAAUAGUAGAAGAGAAUCCAAAAAACUACAGAAAUAUGAUGAGCAGAAGAUCUUACUAAAAAUGGUAAAUGUUCAUCAUUCAUAGCCAAGAAACUUAAAUAGAAAUAGCAGAAAGAGAAGCAAAUCGAACAACUAUAGCAAAAACUAUUGCACAAUAACGAGAAUUCCAAAAAUGAAAUUAAUACUACUGAUAAAUCUAGACUUAACUCCAUCAAAAGACUACCACGGAAGGGUCUCUUCACAAUUAAGGAACAAUUGGAUAAAUUAGAGGACGACAACACAACACUCAUCAGAUAUAGUUCAAUACCAUCUAACCCCUUGACUUAAUUUGGUCAACUGCUUAUCGCCAAACAAUCUGACUAAACUUAUGAGAAGGCCAAUUCAGAACCAGAAAUCAACAAUCAGGACAUAGAUUUUGAGUAGUUAGAUGAGAACGUUCAAACUCAAAAUGAAAUAGUAACAAAGGAUCAAGAAUGA
Messenger RNA from Paramecium octaurelia, 1270 nucleotides. NCBI's taxonomy places the organism in Eukaryota, Ciliophora, Oligohymenophorea, Peniculida, Parameciidae. The record is from the annotation of a GenBank genome assembly.